UACAUAAAUCAGAGAAAUUUGUGACGAAGAACGGACUCAGAGACAACGCAUUGAGCCACUGUGUAUAGAGAAAGAUGAUCAUUCCCGUUCGUUGUUUCACCUGCGGAAAGGUGAUCGGAAACAAAUGGGAUACUUAUCUGGAUCUUCUGCAGGCGGACUACAGUGAAGGAGAUGCACUGGACGCUUUGGGUUUGGUUCGUUAUUGCUGUAGACGCAUGCUGAUGACCCAUGUUGACCUCAUUGAGAAGCUACUGAACUACAAUGCUCUGGACAAGUCUGAGCCCAGCUAAGACAGCUUAUGGAACUACAGAUGACUCAGAAACCAGUUUUGUCACUUUCUUCUGGUCAAGUGUAGUGAUUUUGCCUUCUUUUACUUCUUCAAAUUGUCUAUCAUCAGACAUGUUUAGUCUGUUCGAGCCAAUUGAGCUGUGUGAAGUUUUAAAAAGACUAUCAUAUGAUGCAGCGUAUGCUAGCUACUCAGCCACUAAAGUGUAUCAGUCAGUGUGAUGACUGUGAUAUCACAUCAUGUUAUGACUCCUUUUUUUUUUUUUUUCCGGCCAGAACACAUCAUGUUAUGACUUUAAAGACUAAAUUCGUGGUAAGCCUUGUGUUGAAAUUGAUGCUGUCAUGUGAAUUUAUAUGUAGGAAUGCAGCCUUUUGUGCGUAUUACAGUUUAAACAAGUUUGUACAAGAAUGGCUUCUGCUUAGCAGUUGGAUUGAGAAAGCAUUGGUUUUAUUGCAA
Prosopis cineraria is the source of this 742-nucleotide messenger RNA. RefSeq names its product DNA-directed RNA polymerase subunit 10-like protein. The record is from RefSeq and is a predicted model, not a curated record. Gene Ontology annotation, cellular component: RNA polymerase I complex; RNA polymerase II, core complex; RNA polymerase III complex. Gene Ontology annotation, molecular function: DNA binding; zinc ion binding; DNA-directed RNA polymerase activity. The transcript has 4 exons. The coding region runs from base 75 to 290 and encodes 71 amino acids. Gene Ontology annotation, biological process: transcription by RNA polymerase I; transcription by RNA polymerase II; tRNA transcription by RNA polymerase III. Lineage: Eukaryota; Viridiplantae; Streptophyta; Magnoliopsida; Fabales; Fabaceae.